AAAUGUCUACUUCGGUUAUCUCAACGAUAUUGAUAGAGGGCACUUUUGUCUAUUUUCGAAUAUAAAACAAAGGUUUGUUUUGUAAACGUCUUGUUUUUCAUUCUAACUUCUAACGACGUAGGGCCGUAAAAUUAUCGACCUGGAUUUUAUUGGUCUGUUUCGCAGCUUGUGUCGAAUAAGUAAAAAUACAAUCACCGAUAACGAAACGGAAUACAGUUUUAUUUUUGAAAGCCAUGCCGGAAGUAACAUUCUCCUUCCCUGUGCUAACUUUUCAUCGAUUCACGAGGUUGGAGGCAGGUUGAUUGAAGCACGGGUUGGCAUUGACAGGAGAUGAGGCGGUGAAAUUCACAAAAAUCUAAAGAUUAAUUCCCGUAUAUUCCGUCCAGCUUUCUAGCUUGUAGUGUGAAAAUGACGACUACGACAACGUUUCAAGGAAUGGAACCCGGUGCUAAAAACAGCUCCAGGGUUCUGCGGCCUCCGGGUGGUGCCUCCAACAUCUCCUUUGGCACUGAUGAGGAGAAACCCCCCGCCCGAAAAAACAAAAUGGCCUCCAGUGUUUUUGCUGAGCCAGAAGACCCCUACGCUAACAGAAGGAACAACCCACCAGGUGGGAAGCCCACGGGUGUCCUGUGCGGUGAGUCUUCAGCCCCUCUUAGGAGAGGGGCCAACCAAGGCAUGAACCCCUCUGCAGACGCCGCCUCCAUGGAAGGAGACACGCCUGUAUGCAACGACGGAAGUGAUGAUGCUGAGACUGACGCACCUGCAAAACGUCAAGAAGAUGCUCCUCCAGCCGAGGAUCCUGCCGGAGGCCUGCCCUCCGGACGCAGGAAUCCACCCGGUGGAAAGUCCAGCCUCAUCUUGGGCUGAAUUGCUGCCAAGCUAUCUCCCCCCCCCCCCACCCCCCCACCCCCACCCUGACCCCUGUCCUUCUUUCCACUACUUAUCUCUUAACUAAUUCCUAACACAAACUGGGAAACCCAGCCCAUUUCUCCUUACCACAGGACCUCCCCUCCGAUGUCUCCCUAGUGCCAGUGUUUUCCAUAUCUCAAGUGCAUUGUUUUGAUACCUCCUUUUAAGAACCAUUUUGUACUGUUAUUUAUUUUGACAGAAGCACUUUAUGUAUUUCAAAGUCAAUGAUUCUGUGCCGUUCGGUCCUUGUAUUGACGUGCAGAGAGGCCACAAGAAUCAACGGUAAAUCAACCCUCUUUUCUUUUGUACGACUCAGCACAAGCUACAGGUGUCUGAAAGCUGUCACUUUUUAAUUGUGUGCCAUUUUGACCCACCUUGCAUGCACAUUUGGUCCCAAAUCUAGCAGUGUGGCAAAGAAACAAAACUGUGAAUCCUUUCAAAUCCUUUUUUCCCCUGUUGGUCCGUCCAUGGUGGAAAAACGUUGUAUUGUAAGUGCAUGAAAUUGUAACCUUUCUUACUUUCGCAGUAUUAAAAGAUCUACAUGGGAAGCACAUCAGUUAUCUGAAGGAUGACACCCUUUUAUAUUGUAAUGACUAACCUUAGAAGAUUUUGCCCCCAGUCAUUGUUAUAUUGGUCGAAUUUACUCUUAAUCUUAGUGUGCCUCUUUGUGUUUAAAGCGACAAACUCGGACACGUUUGAGUUUUCUGCUUGUAGGCAUUGCAAUACUGUAACUGUUUUACAUUGCAAUCCAGGAGAAUGUUGUUGGGCCUGAUGUGAUAAACCUGUCCUACAUUUGACAAGUGACCUUAUGACACAGCUCAGCCUUUUGCUUUCUCACUCGUUCCACGCUUUACAGUACGUAUAUGAACAUGAUAAAGCUGUCAAUCCUACUGUCAUUUCCAGUGUGGCGCUAUCAUGUACUUUGUCUUUCUUUUUACUUCAUGCUGGAUGUUUUUAAGUUGCUCGAAUACAGUUGAAUUCAAGAAAUGGCACAAGUGAAAAAAUAGACAUUAAAAAUCAAUUUAGACCAUG
Molecule: messenger RNA, 1941 nt
Organism: Doryrhamphus excisus (bluestripe pipefish)
Lineage: Eukaryota; Metazoa; Chordata; Actinopteri; Syngnathiformes; Syngnathidae
Gene: jpt1a
Product: Jupiter microtubule associated homolog 1a
Cellular component (GO): nucleus
Source: RefSeq, a predicted model, not a curated record